AUGAAGAGAUUGUAAAUAAAUUAAGAUAGCAAGAAUAUAAUUAGAUGGAUAAGGAAGGUUUAAAUGAAUAGAUUAUUGGAUUUGAGCACAUUCAAAAAUGAUAUUAAAAGAGAGGUUGAAUAAUCCAAAUUUGACAAAAUCUAGAGUCUACCUUAUAAGAAAUUUAAUUUUAACAUUCUAAUCAUCAAAUUACCUUUAAUCAAUGAUGAUAGAAUACAAAAAUAAGAUUAGGAGAGAAAAGUCAUAUUGGAGAAAAAAAUUCUAUCAAAAAGAGUUCAAUUAUCAUAUGGAGCAUCAAAUAUUUACACCUUGUAAUUAGAACUUUGA
This is a messenger RNA of Paramecium octaurelia, 327 nucleotides long. Lineage: Eukaryota; Ciliophora; Oligohymenophorea; Peniculida; Parameciidae. The record is from the annotation of a GenBank genome assembly.